AUGCGGGACUCCGUCACCGCCGCCGCUGGCAGCUCCGCUGCCGCCGGCGCUCCUGCCGCCGCCGUCGACCCGGCGGCAUUUCUGGCGCUGUGGCCUCGGCUGCGGGUUCUGGCGCGGUGCAGUCCGGGAGACAAGUUCAUGUUGGUUUCGGCGCUGAGGCAACUGCGUGAGGAGAGUCGUGUUGACGAGGUGGUGGCAGUGACGGGUGACGGCACCAAUGACGCCCCGGCGCUCACCGUGGCGGAUGUGGGUUUUGCCAUGAACUCGGGAACUCCCAUCGCCAGGGAGGCUGCGGAUAUUUUAUUGCUGGACUCGUCCUUCAGCUCCAUUGUGUCGGCCGUGGCGUGGGGCCGCAGCGUGUAUGCCUCCGUCACUCGCUUCCUGCAGUUCCAGCUGACAGCCAACGUGGUGGCGGUUGCGGUGGCGGCCGGCGGCGCUAUUUGGUUGCGGUACUCGCCGCUAUCUGCCGUACAGAUGUUGUGGGUCAAUCUCAUCAUGGACUCGUUGGCUUCCCUGGCGCUGGCAACGGAGGCCCCCACCGAUGCUAUGCUAGAUGCGCCCCCCAACCGACCAAACGACCCGCUAGUCACACCAACCGUCCUGAAGCAUAUUAUCGGUCAAGCAGCCUUUCAGCUUACCGUACUAUUCGGCAUGCUGGUGGCGUUGCGGCAUUAUGGCGGCCUGGACGGUACGGCGAUGGCGGCGCUGUUUGGCGGCGGCGGCGGGGGCGCCGCCGCCGCUCACUCGCCACACUUAUUGGAAACCACAUUGGUGUUUAACGCCUUUGUCCAGAUGCAGCUCUUCAACCAACUCAAUUGCCGACGGGUUCGAGACGAAUUCGAUGUCCUGGAGGGCCUUACCGCCCAUCCGCUGUUCUUGGCCAUAGUAGCAGGCGAGGCCGUAAUGCAGUACUUCAUCGUACAGUACGGCGGUGAGGCAUUCAGUACGACGCCACUGACUGCGGCGCAGUGGGCACUGUGCUGCGGCCUUGGCGCGGCAAGCCUGGGGGUUAGGGGGCUGCUGCGGGGGGUUAAAUUAGCGGGGGAACGGUAA
This is a messenger RNA of Volvox carteri f. nagariensis, 1053 nucleotides long. RefSeq lists its product as uncharacterized. Bases 1 to 1053 code for a protein of 350 amino acids. The record is from RefSeq and is a predicted model, not a curated record. NCBI's taxonomy places the organism in Eukaryota, Viridiplantae, Chlorophyta, Chlorophyceae, Chlamydomonadales, Volvocaceae. Gene Ontology annotation, cellular component: intracellular membrane-bounded organelle; membrane. The transcript has 6 exons. Gene Ontology annotation, molecular function: ATP hydrolysis activity; ATP binding; P-type calcium transporter activity.